AUGGGAGCAAGGGAGGCACAGCCUCAGCAGCAGCCAGAUAGCUUGCAGUGUCGCGGGCAGCAGCGAGGAGAGCUGACAAAAGCAACAAGUACACUGAGAGCCCCGCCGGCACCGGCGGCGCUAACGGCGGCGGCGGCGGCCGACACCCCCCCCACUCCCCGCGCAUGCGCGUUGGGGGGGGGGGUGUCGCCGCCGCCGCCGCCGUUAGCGCCGCCGGUGCCGGCGGGGGCUCUAUGGGGAGAACAUGGCUCCUUCCCCGAGGAGGUGGACGUCUUCUCGGCGCCGCACUGGCGGAUGAAGCAGCUCGUCGGCCUCUACUGCGACAAGCUGUCCAAGACCAACUUCUCCAACAACAAUGACUUCCGGGCUCUUCUGCAGUCCCUCUAUGCCACGUUCAAGGAAUUCAAAAUGCAUGAGCAGAUUGAAAAUGAGUGUAUCAUUGGCUUACUUCAGCAACGGAGCCGGACAGUGUACAACGUGCACUCGGACAACAAACUCUCUGAGAUGCUUAGCCUGUUUGAGAAAGGGUUAAAGAAUGUAAAGAAUGAAUGCGAACAGCUAAACUAUGCGAAACAGCUGAAGGAGAGAUUGGAAGCCUUUACCAGGGAUUUCCUUCCUCAUAUGAAAGAGGAAGAGGAGGUUUUUCAGCCAAUGUUGAUGGAAUACUUUACUUACGAAGAGCUGAAAGAUAUUAAGAAGAAAGUAAUUGCACAACACUGCUCACAAAAGGAGGCUGCAGAAUUCAGAGGUCUUAGUAAGUGGAAUCAAGCUGAAGAGCUUCAGAAGGUCUUUAAGUAUUCUGUGGAUGAGAAGGCAGAUCAAGAAACUGAAGUAACAGGGCACACCACAAAUAUUACUAAUCUUCCUCCUGAAGUAAUGGUGACCAUUUUCAGUUACCUUAACCCCCAAGAGUUAUGUCAGUGUAGUCAAGUAAGCACUGAAUGGUCACAGUUGGCUAAAACUGGAUCUCUUUGGAAACAUCUUUAUCCUGUUCGCUGGGCCAGAGGUGAUUGGUAUAGUGGUCCUGCAGCAGAUACUGAGACAGAACCUGAUGAGGAAUGGGUGAAAAAUAGAAAAGAUGAAAGUCGUGCUUUCCAGGAAUGGGAUGAAGAUGCUGACAUAGAUGAAUCAGAAGAAGCAGCUGAAGAUUCACUUGCCAUUAAUAUAGCACAAAACAAACGUUUCCUUCAUGGCUUAAUUCAAAAUGUCCUCCCAUAUGUAGGCUCCUCAGUGAAGACAUUAGUACUAGCCUACAGUUCUGCAGUGUCUAGCAAAAUGGUAUACAGAUCUUGGAGCUUUGUCCCAACUUUGGAAUAUUUGGAUCUCACUCAAACUGAUAUUUCAGACUCUGCAUUUGAAAAGGUAUAUUGGUCUUCACUUGGUUGUUGUCAAAAUCUUCGCCACCUUGAUCUGUCUGGAUGUGAAAAAAUCACGGAUGUGGCGGUAGAGAGGAUUUCCAGAGCUCUGGGCAUCAUAUCAACUCACCAUAAGGGUAUUCUGAAAGGCUGCAGAAACAGGAAUGCUAAGACCUUGUGGAAAAACAGAGAGAUUACUCUGCAGUCCAGCAAGAAGUAUAAUUGUUUGCAUGAAAUCAACAACGAAGACUUUAUCGAUGGAAGAGACAGUGAGCAUCAUUGGACUGACCCUGACAGCUCAGAAAACUUCAAUUCUGCAUAUGUGUGGAUGCUAGAUGCAGAUGAUUUAGCUGACAUCGAGGAUGCUGCAGAGUGGAGACACAGAAACGUUGAAGGGUUUUGUCUCAUGGAACCAACAUCCCCCAUUAAUUGUUCUGCAUCUUGCUGCAGUAGAGACAUUUAUGGCUUAAGGACUAGAGGGUGGCAGCAGCACUGUGCUUCUACUGACUUGAUUUACUGCGGUCACUCAUUUUGUUGUGCUGGGACGGCACUAAGAACUAUUCAAGCACUUCCAGAGUCCUCUGCACUGUGUAGAAAAACAACAAGGACUAAACAGUCAGAGAAAAAAGACUUGGCAUACUCUGGGAGUGAAAAACCAGAUGAAGAGACUGCACGAGUUCUUCAGUUUCUCAGUCUGUCUGGGUGUUACCAGAUCACAGAUCGUGCUCUCAGGUGAAAAGACAUUUUUGAGCUAUUU
Cygnus atratus (black swan) is the source of this 2112-nucleotide messenger RNA. RefSeq names its product F-box/LRR-repeat protein 5-like. NCBI's taxonomy places the organism in Eukaryota, Metazoa, Chordata, Aves, Anseriformes, Anatidae. Gene Ontology annotation, molecular function: protein binding. Gene Ontology annotation, cellular component: SCF ubiquitin ligase complex. The record is from RefSeq and is a predicted model, not a curated record. Gene Ontology annotation, biological process: SCF-dependent proteasomal ubiquitin-dependent protein catabolic process; protein polyubiquitination; intracellular iron ion homeostasis.